GUUGGAAGUGCUCGGAAAAUAGGCCCCAUUUUCCAUCCUAAACUCCGGAGCGAACGAGUUGGAAAGUGCCACCUGGCAGUCACGUCAUCUUAAAAUAAACACAAUUUACAAACAGCAGCAAAGGCCUAGGAUCUAUAUAAUAGCAAGAUGUCCGCUAAAGCGAUACGCGAAGCAACCGGCAAAGACAUUAUCAACCGUCAAUUGCAAGGCGAUCACGGAGCGGCCAAAUGUCGGUUUGCAACUGUUUCGGAAACUACACAAUGGCAGCAGCUGGUACAGGACAACCCUUGGCUGGAGACGUCGCCCCUCGUAGUCAAGCCAGAUCAGCUGAUCAAGCGUCGUGGAAAACUGGGACUGAUCGCAGUGAAUAAAAAUCUUACUCAAGUUAAAGCAUGGGUCAACGAGCGGAUGGGCAAAGAUCAGAAGGUUGGCAAUGCCACCGGAAAGCUGCGCAACUUCAUCAUCGAGCCGUUUGUGCCACACAAAGAUAAUGAGGAAGCGUACGUGUGCAUCUAUUCACACCGCACGGCGGACACGAUACUGUUCUACCACCAGGGAGGCGUUGAUAUUGGCGACGUGGACUCGAAAGCCCUGAAGCUGGAAGUACCUGUUGGUCAAGACACCUCACUAGCGGACAUUGAGAAGGUUUUACUGACCGAAAUAUCAGCUCCCAAGAAGCGGAGAGUCGCCAACUUCGUGUACAAUCUGUAUCGAAUGUAUGUGGAUCUGUACUUCACCUACUUGGAAAUUAAUCCGCUGGUCGUGACGAACGAUUCCAUCUACAUUCUCGAUUUGGCCGCCAAGGUAGAUGCCACAGCCGAUUUUGUCUGCCGACCGAAAUGGGGUGAAAUUGACUACCCACCCCCGUUCGGACGUGACGCAUUCCCGGAGGAAGCAUACAUUGCCGAUUUGGACGCGAAGAGCGGUGCUUCGCUGAAGCUAACGAUCUUGAACCGCAACGGUCGCAUCUGGACAAUGGUCGCGGGUGGUGGCGCUAGUGUCAUCUACUCCGACACGAUCUGCGAUCUAGGGGGAGCGAGCGAACUGGCCAACUACGGCGAGUACAGCGGUGCUCCGUCCGAACAGCAAACGUACGAAUACGCGAAGACUAUUCUCAGUCUGAUGACCAGCAGUCCAAAGCACCCGGAUGGAAAGGUGUUGAUCACCGGUGGAGGCAUCGCCAAUUUCACUAAUGUUGCCGCCACCUUCAGCGGUAUCAUCACUGCGCUGCGUGACUACCAACAGAAGCUGAUCGAGCACAACGUAUCUAUCUUUGUGCGCCGUGCUGGACCGAAUUAUCAGGAGGGAUUGCGAAAGAUGCGCGAAAUCGGUAGCAGCCUGGGCAUUCCGCUGUAUGUGUUCGGUCCGGAGACCCACAUGACGGCUAUCUGUGGCAUGGCGCUAGGAAAGAAACCGAUUGCCAAAAGCAACAAUGUGCAUUUCGCAACCGCAAACUUCCUUCUUCCCGGUGGCCAACAGGGAGCCGAAUCAUUGAAGAAGUCCUCCACUGGCAGUCAGGAUGGCGUCAACGCAGCUAGUAGUAGUGGCAUUACUGGUGCAGCACGAACCACUCAGAUUGAAAUCGGUUCGAACGCGCACCGUCAAAUGUUUUCAAAUCGCACCAAGGCGCUCGUUUGGGGCAUGCAAACCCGAGCCGUCCAAUCGAUGUUAGAUUUCGACUUCAUCUGUAGUCGCGAUGAACCGUCGGUAGUGGCUAUGGUGUAUCCAUUCACUGGUUACCAUAAGCAGAAGUUCUACUGGGGUCAUAAGGAGGUGUUGAUCCCGGUGUACUCGAAGAUGUCGGAAGCGAUCAACAAGCACAAGGAAGCGGACGUGUUGGUAAACUUCGCCUCGCUCCGUUCGGCGUACGACAGCUCAGUGGAAGUGUUGGAUUACCCGCAGAUCCGCACCAUCGCGAUCAUUGCGGAGGGUAUUCCGGAAAAUUUGACCCGCAAGCUCAACAUGGCCGCACGGGCUAAAAACGUGUCGAUCAUCGGCCCUGCCACGGUCGGUGGCGUUAAGCCAGGCUGCUUCAAGAUCGGCAAUACAGGCGGCAUGCUCGACAACAUCAUACAUUCCAAGUUGUACCGUGCCGGCAGCGUGGCUUACGUGUCCCGCUCGGGUGGCAUGUCCAACGAGUUGAACAAUAUUCUUUCGCUAACGACGGACGGUGUGUACGAAGGCGUUGCGAUCGGUGGUGAUCGUUAUCCGGGCACGACCUUCAUGGAUCACAUUAUGCGAUAUCAAGCUGACCCUGCCGCGAAGAUGAUCGUCCUGUUGGGUGAGGUAGGCGGCGUUGAAGAAUAUGAGGUCUGCGAGGCACUGAAGGACGGUCGCAUCACGAAGCCGUUGAUCGCGUGGUGCAUCGGUACAUGCGCAGGAAUGUUCACGUCCGAGGUGCAGUUUGGACAUGCCGGUUCAUGUGCCAAUUCGGAUCGCGAGACCGCUUCGGCCAAGAACAAGGAACUCGCUGCGGCGGGUGCCCACGUGCCGGACUCGUUCGAUGCGUUCGGCGAUAUGAUUGGGUCCGUGUAUGCCAGUAUGGUGAAGGAGGGACACAUUGUACCUGCGGAGGAAGUGCCUCCACCAACGGUGCCGAUGGAUUACUCCUGGGCCCGGGAGUUGGGUUUGAUUCGAAAGCCAGCCUCAUUCAUGACGUCGAUCUGUGACGAGAGAGGCCAGGAACUGCUUUACGCUGGCAUGCCGAUCAGUGACGUGCUGCAGAAGAACGUCGGUAUUGGUGGUGUAGUGUCUCUGCUGUGGUUCCAACGCUGUCUGCCACCGUACGUUUGCAAGUUCUUCGAAAUGUGCUUGAUGGUAACGGCUGAUCACGGACCAGCCGUAUCUGGAGCGCAUAACACGAUCGUGUGUGCGCGUGCUGGCAAGGAUCUGGUGUCGUCCGUGGUGAGCGGAUUGCUCACGAUCGGUGACCGUUUUGGCGGUGCUCUCGAUGGUGCAGCUAAGCAGUUUUCCGAAGCAUACGACUCGAACCUUCAUCCGAUGGAAUUUGUGAACUCGAUGCGUAAGAAGGGCCAGCUGAUCAUGGGCAUCGGACAUCGCGUAAAAUCGAUCAACAAUCCAGACGUCCGAGUAAAGAUAAUCAAAGAGUUUGUUAUGCAGAACUUCCCGGCUUAUCCAUUGCUUGAGUACGCGCUCGAGGUGGAGAAGAUCACCACCAGCAAGAAACCGAACCUGAUUCUAAACGUGGAUGGAGUUAUUGCCACAUCAUUCGUCGAUUUACUCCGCAACUGUGGUUCCUUUACCAGUGAGGAAGCUCAAGAGUACAUCAACAUCGGUGCGAUAAAUUCUCUGUUUGUGCUGGGACGUAGCAUCGGUUUCAUCGGACACUACAUGGAUCAAAAGCGCUUGAAGCAGGGUCUCUACCGUCACCCAUGGGACGACAUUUCGUACGUUCUUCCAGAGCAGUACAACUAAAGCUCCUGGCUUAGUCAGAUUUGACUGCACGGCGAACGGAAGAUUACAAAAUAUGCAAGCACAACAAGAAGUUAGACGAGAAGAUCAUUUAUUUACAUCAUUCUAGCAGAAGUGACGCAAAAAAGCAAACGAAGGUUAUUGGAGAAUGGCAUUCCUAAUGCUCAACCGGGCUCAAUCGAUCGUGAGCUAGUGAAACCGAGCGAGUAACCAAACGAGAGAUUACACAAGCAAAAUUUUUUUUUUACGUUGUAUGUCAGCGAAAAAAGCAAAUAUCAACAACAAGCGCAUUGUGCAUUGAAAAUCGGAUUCGGCAUUGUGAAAAAAGAAAAUCAAACAAAACAAACCCGCACGGUAGCUGGUAGUUAUUUCCUUUCCAUUUUCUUCCUAUUGGUAACUAGUUUAACAAGAAUCUCUUUUUCUUUGUGGCGUAGUGUAAGAUCUUCGGGUUCAUAAUCAUUUGUUUGAUCAUGCUCUGUGUGUGUGCCGGCUAGUUGAGCUAUCAUUUUUACAUUCUCAACAAACAAUGCAUUUACGCAUACGAAUAGUUGCUCUGUGUAAAGCAUAGCUAUAUCAUAGUACCUCGUUUUUGUUUGGAUUUUCCGUUUUACGACGGAAAAUUUACGAAAUCGAUUCUCUUGACCAUUCUUAAACAUUUUCCUAUGUUCGCCAAUUUCCAAACGUCGCGCUUUGCGUUCCGUAUCCUUAAUUACGCUGACAAGGAAGAAAUAAUAUAAAUAUAUCUAUAUGUAUACAUCAGAAGAUUCGCGAAAUGAAGGUACGAUUUAUAAAGUCGCGCGAAGCUGAGAGAGCGGCGUUGGAAACAAAGUGAGACUUACUUUAAUUUAUUUCACCGCUUCCUAUCGUUUCAAAUUUUCUCUUUCCAUCUAACGUAGAGCGUUUCUCUUCAUUUUUAAUGAGUAACUUAAAAAAAAGAGCGUACAAGAUAGAAACAAUGACGCUAUAUUCCAUGAAUAUGCUAGAAAAAGUGGCACGAAGUGAGAUCAAUAUGCAAUAUCAGAGCAUAAGGCAACGAUUUAAAGCUUAUCAUUUCUGAACGAAUUCGUUAUCAUUUUCUUUUUUUUUUCGUGUAAAAGUCUUCAUUGCGGUUUCUGUUGCUAAUUAUAAGUUUAUGUGGAUAUGUUUCUUCUAUUUUACUUGAACGGAAAAAAGAUACAACAAAGAAUAGUGAGAAAUUAACACUGGUGUGUCUUGUUUUAUUUCCUUCCCUCAUUUGAUAUUCUCCUUUCCGUUGUAUGCAUUGGUUUGCUGUUUGUUUGUGUUUUUAUUUAUGUUUUUUGAAAUUGAUUUCCUCUCGACUCACAACUAAAUUGAAGUAACUUACAACUAUACCAAGAUGUUGAUGUGUAGUAGACACCAAUUGUACGUAUAACGGAGGUUACAGGACUUGGGCGCAUCGCCGGAAAGCUCGGAAAGAGUUAAUUUCCGAAGCGAAACCCUAUCGUCCGCUUAGCUCAAAACUGCACUGAGUAGACGUGUGAGAAAACAACGGAAGUGUGCUCUCAGCACUGGAUUGGCACUUCUCGUUAAACACUGCACUUGAAUUCGGAGCUCGUUGUUGGUAGAAGGCGAUGGACAGAGGAUGUAAAUCGCAAGCAUUACUAAUGGACUGCACUGCGCACUCGUAGCAAGCACAGCAUUUAUGAAACGGCAUUUGAUGUAUGAUCGAGGGAAACUUCGCAAGGGCUACAGCGCUAUUUAAGCGUUAUUUGUUAAUAUAAUGCAAAACUGUUUCUACUGUCCAUUGAAGCUGAUUGGAAAUAAACGAUGGCUGAAUUAAAAGCUAUACGGCGAAGUGAAUCUCCCCAUCCGGAGACCUAUUGUGAGCGGUUCGUCGCGGUUUAAAAAAGAAAUGAAUUUGAUCGAAGUUAAACGAAUGCAUGAGAUCGUGAACCAUUCGGUGCGUUCGUGAACUUGGAAAACUAAAACAUUAAACAAAAACAAAACAGCACUGCACUGCACUGUUCCUUCUGCACAAGGCUUAUGCUCCGGCGCAAAAGCACCAAUAUUUCAGCUUGACUGAUAGCGAAUGGUAGAAAUAAAAUUGAAUGAAAAUCUAAA
Molecule: messenger RNA, 5514 nt
Organism: Anopheles nili
Lineage: Eukaryota; Metazoa; Arthropoda; Insecta; Diptera; Culicidae
Gene: ATPCL
Product: ATP-citrate synthase
Exons: 11
Coding region: 148-3435 (1095 amino acids)
Biological process (GO): tricarboxylic acid cycle; fatty acid biosynthetic process; citrate metabolic process
Cellular component (GO): cytosol
Molecular function (GO): ATP citrate synthase activity
Source: RefSeq, a predicted model, not a curated record